AGUGGUACCAGUUAAGCGGACUGCAGCAGCUCUACUAACGCCCGUCAUUCCGUCCCGGUCCAUGGGGAUCUUUUGUAUCACAAUUGUCUUUGUUUGGCUAGGCGACGAGGAAGCACUCAAGGUCGUGUUGAAAACGCCGCAGUGGCAGUACUUGGACACCCCCAUCGGCCGCCUAGCCCGCACCCUGACCAUGUACUCGACGGCCAGCAGUGCAUCGACCGCGAAGCAAGCCGUACGCCCCAACAAUGCGCCACCCGCAGUCAUGGUGGCUCCAGCGGCAGCCCCAGCAGUGGUGGCGUUGUCACCGGCCCAGCAUGUCGAAGAGGCGGAUGUGCUCGUUGCAACCGCCGCCGUGCCGGCCGAGCCUGCAUAUGCCCACGAGCCAGCAGCUUCCGAGUUUGACCUGACUUAGGACGCCCAUCGGCAGCACGCACGAAAUCUACCAAUUCCUCCACCUGCACGGCAUGAUCUGAAUGCUCUGUCCACGAGUUGUCAGCCGAGGGAUGCACGUGAAUUGGUCAGGUGCAUCGUGUUAUGUUGCAUGACGGCCAGACGGCAGCCGGGUCGGCAUUGCUAAGGAGUGCACGGUGGCUUGGCGCGCACCAUUCGAUAGCUACGAAGGUCUGGUAAAGUAAACUGACCCCACGUCAAAACGUGGACGAAAACUCAUGGAAGACUUGGUC
Molecule: messenger RNA, 683 nt
Organism: Aphanomyces invadans
Lineage: Eukaryota; Oomycota; Saprolegniomycetes; Saprolegniales; Verrucalvaceae
Exons: 2
Coding region: 62-412 (116 amino acids)
Source: RefSeq, a predicted model, not a curated record